This is a messenger RNA of Syzygium oleosum, 2868 nucleotides long. Its product is annotated as WEB family protein At5g55860. The coding region runs from base 325 to 2280 and encodes 651 amino acids. The record is from RefSeq and is a predicted model, not a curated record. The transcript has 4 exons. Lineage: Eukaryota; Viridiplantae; Streptophyta; Magnoliopsida; Myrtales; Myrtaceae.
CUUCCCGCUUCGCCGGCUCCGAUUCCCUCCGUCGAGGCCGCCGGGAGGCCGUUUCCCGGCCGUGAUCGGGAGGCGCGCGCGCGGGGCUGCUUGGGGAAAUGAUCGCGGGCUCCCGCGUCGGGAGGGAGACGCGUCGUCGGCGUCGCUUCUCGUCUCGGCUUCGAGUCGUUUGCUUCCUAGGGUUUAUGGCGUGAGCUUCGGUUCGGUUCGGGACGGGGCUGGAGUUUUGUUGUUGUUAGGUAUAUUGGGUUCACUGAUUGCGCGAGCGGCGUCUUCUCUAUCGGGUGGUUCACAAAGAUACAAACCAAGUAAUAUUAAAGUGAAAUGGUAGCAAAAGAUCGACAAAAAACUACAGGCUCUCCCAAAGUGGAGGUGGGGGAGAUAGACACGAGGGCACCAUUUCAAUCUGUCAAAGAUGCGGUGACUAUGUUCGGUGAAGGUGCUUUCUCAGGAGAAAAGCCAGCUAUUAAGAAGCCUAAAGCCCUCUCUGCAGAGAGAGUAUUGGCCAAGGAGACCCAACUUCACCUGACCCAGAAGGAGCUCAACAAGUUGAAGGAACAAUUGAAGAAUGCUGAAACAACAAAAUCUCAGGUACUUGAGGAACUUGAGAAGGCUAAGAGAACAUUGGAUGAUCUUACCGAUAAGCUAAAUGCAGUGAAUGAAUCCAAGACAUUAGCAAUUAAGCAAACAGAGAUGGCAAAGAAUCAAGCAAAGCAAUUUGAAGGAUCAAAUGACGGUGGCACUUCUGUGACUGACGGGGCUUGGAAGCAGGACUUAGAAAGUGCCAGAGAACAUUACGGCAACCUCAUUACAGAACUUGAUGCUGCAAAGCAAGAAUUGAGGAAAGUUCGUCAGGAUCACGAUGGGGCAGUGGAGAUGAAAAUUACUGCCUCCAAGCAAGUGCUAGAAGCUGAAUAUGCAGCCAAAGCAAACAUGGAGAGAGUUGGUGAGCUUUCCAAGGAAAUUUCAGCCGUACAAGAAUCAAUUGGGCAAGUGAAGCUUGCUACCCUUCAGUCACAGCAAGAGCAAGCCAAGAUUUUUGCAGAGAAGGACAUCCAGAGGCAGUCUUGCAAAGCUACCUUGGAAGAGUCAGCGAAUAAGUUGCUUGCUUUGAAAAAGGAAUUUGAUCCUCAAUUGGCCAAGGACCUUGGAGAACAAUUGGCCAAUACAAUGAACCAGAUUGGUUCUCUGAAAGAGCAAAUGGAAAAUGCGAAAGCUUCUGAUUUAGAGUCUGUGAAAACUGUCACAUCAGAACUUGAUGAUGCUAAAGGAUCACUGAAGAAGGUUGCAGAAGAGGAAACCUCUCUUAAAAGUCUUUUGGAGUCUCUUAAGCAGGAGAUAGAAAAUGUAAAGAAAGAACAAGCUGAGCUCAAGCAAAAGGAAGCAGAAACAGAAUCACUUGUUGGUAGUCUGCAUGUCAAGCUUCGAAAGACUAAAUCUGAACUGGAGGCAUGCCUCGCUGAAGAAUCCAAGGCAAGGGUGGCUUCUGAUGAAAUGAUUGCCACCCUUCACCAGCUAUCAAUGGAAACAGAAAACGCACGUAAGGAAGCAGAGGAGAUGAAAAAUGAAGCUGAGGUAUUAAAAAAGGAAGCUGAAGCCACCAAAGACGUGCUCAAGGAAGCAGAGAUGAAUCUGAGAAUUGCCAUCGAAGAAGCAGAAGAAGCAAAAGCUGCAGAAACUAGCGCACUUGAUCAGAUCAAGAAUUUAUCUGAAAGAAGAACCGCUGCUCGUGCUUCUACUUCCGAAUCUGGUGCCAAAAUCACAAUCUCCAAGGAAGAGUUUGAAUCUCUAAGCCGAAAAGUUGAGGAAUCUGAUACAUUAGCACAAAUGAAGGUUGAUGCUGCCUUGGCCCAGGCGGAAGCUGUAAAGGCAAGUGAAUUUGAGGCACUUAAGAAAUUGGAAACAACUCAUAAAGAGAUCGAGGAUAUGAAGUGUGAAACUGAGGCAGCUUUGAAGAGGGCGGAGAUGGCUGAAGCGGCUAAGCAAGCCGUGGAGGGGGAGCUUAGGAGGUGGCGUGAAAGAGAACAGAAAAAGGCUACUGAUGCCGCUUCCCGAAUUUUAGCCGAUACGGAGAAGUCAUACGAGCAAUCUCCUCAACAUUUUAGGAUUCAAAAGCAGAACCUUCCUGAGAAAGUUAUGGAGGUAAAAAAACUAGAGGAGAAGAAGAUUUCUGUCUCGAAGAAGGUGCUCAUGCCUAAUCUUAGCGGCAUCUUUCAAAGGAAAAAGAGCCAGGUUGAGGGUGGGUCUCCUUCUUAUUUGCCUGGGGAGAAGCCCAUGUGAUUUUGCUUUUGGAUAUUUGGAUAUUUGGCUAUUCUUCAUUUGUACAUUGGAGAUUGGUGAAGGCAGAAUUCUGUUUUGAGUAUGGGAGUGAUUUGGUGGUUCAUAGAAGCUUGGCUUGGAAGGAAACAUGAAAAACUGUGAUGUUGUGUGGGUAGGAGUUUGUGAAAAUCAUGUGUUUCAAACUGCAGAUGGGUUACAUAUGUUAGUUGCUACCAUCUCUUCAAGGAGAAACUAUAAGGCGUAAUCAUCUCAACCUUGUAGCAGUCUACUUUUCAUAAGAGAAGACCUUUUUGGCGAAUCGAGGCUCAAGUAAGCCCUUGUGAUGACCCUAGUGACAAGUCCAAGCUCGGUUCUUUCCGUGCUUUUGUGCACAAAGCUCUCAGAUUUUUCCUUGUCUCAGGUGGUAACUCUCUAUUACUUUCGUAACGUACAUAUUCGCUGUGGUAGAAUUUCAUGUGUAUCUGUCUUGACAAUGCUCGUUUUGUGAUAGCUUUUGCUGGUUGUCAUUUGUGAUUUCGUGGUUGUACCAUCGGCAAUCCCUCUUAUUCAUGCUGUGGUGUAAAAUCAAACGGGGGAUCUCUUCUAGCA